This is a messenger RNA of Parasteatoda tepidariorum (common house spider), 732 nucleotides long. The record is from RefSeq and is a predicted model, not a curated record. Lineage: Eukaryota; Metazoa; Arthropoda; Arachnida; Araneae; Theridiidae.
AAUAAUAUCGAUACCUGCCUUAAAAUUAAUUAUCGAUUGCAAAAUUAUGUUUGUGUUUUUCUCUUUAAGUUCUCUAAUCGAAAUUUGAUUUUAGCAGAAAUAAGCUGUAAAUAACGUUUCUGUUAAGUAUUAAGCAGAAAACACAAAAGUGCGGAAAAUAAAUCUAGGUCUACAUCUUUUGGGAUGUAAUCUAUAUUUGCCAAAGAAUAAAUAUUGAAAUUUAGUUUAGCGUCGAGAGCAGUUUGCAGAUAAAAGAAAUUUGUAAUGUCUUUAUUGUUUACUGGAUCACCCAAAGUUCAUUCAAUACCUCGCCAUGUAUUGGUUCAAAAGAUGCUGGAAGAAAACAAUUUUCUGAUCAAAAUCAUAAAAUACUAUCAAAACAGAGGAAGAGCAAUAGAAGUGCACCAGCUUUUGCAAGUCUUGCAUCGAAAUAUGAUUCUUUUGGGAAGCAUUGCUGAUGAAAUAUAUAAUAUUUCCUCAAAUGAUGCACCCAAUUCUACCACUAGUUCGGAUGAGCAGACUUCAGGAACCCAAGACACUGGGUCUUCUGAUGACCAACAGGUCCAAUCAAAUACUUGAAUAAUACUUAUUUAAUUAUAUAUUUUCUGUAACUUUAUAGAAAAGGUGUAAAUAUAUGCAGCUGUAACAUAUUCAAUUGUAUUUGAAAUAUCUUCAUGGCAUUUUUUUGUAAAUAGUGUACAUACAUUUUAAAUAAAUAUGUAUAAAAAUGUU